Messenger RNA from Mastomys coucha (southern multimammate mouse), 6021 nucleotides. It is a transcript of the gene Phldb1, whose product is annotated as pleckstrin homology like domain family B member 1. Lineage: Eukaryota; Metazoa; Chordata; Mammalia; Rodentia; Muridae. The transcript is spliced from 26 exons. Gene Ontology annotation, molecular function: protein binding. The record is from RefSeq and is a predicted model, not a curated record. The coding region runs from base 155 to 4786 and encodes 1543 amino acids. Gene Ontology annotation, cellular component: basal cortex. Gene Ontology annotation, biological process: regulation of microtubule cytoskeleton organization.
GAAGGGGGGCGGGACAGUCUCCCUCUCCUCCUACUCAGCUGGCUCCAGGGGAAAAGCAACAGUGUCCUCGCCAGCCUGAGGCUGCCGCGGCCCACUUGGCCAAAGGGGCCGGUGUCCCCCAACUCCGCACAAGGAGCUCUGGCGCCCUUGGACCAUGGAUACUCUCAGUAGGAACCAGCUAGGUCCUGGGUACAAGACCCAGGCUGUAGUGCAGAAAGGGCCAUUGGAUCUGAUUGAGACGGGUCAAGGACUGAAAGUGCAGACAGACAAACCUCAUCUGGUGAGUCUGGGCAGCGGGAGACUCAGCACCGCCAUCACUCUCCUGCCUCUGGAGGAAGGGAGGACAGUGAUUGGUUCUGCAGCCAGGGACAUCUCACUGCAGGGCCCAGGCCUGGCUCCAGAACACUGCUACAUCGAGAAUCUGCGGGGCACUCUCACCCUGUACCCUUGUGGCAAUGCCUGCACAAUUGAUGGGCUCCCUGUUCGGCAGCCUACCCGGCUCACUCAGGGCUGCAUGUUGUGUCUGGGUCAAUCCACCUUCCUGCGCUUUAACCACCCAGCUGAAGCCAAGUGGAUGAAGAGUAUGAUUCCAGCAGGGGCCCGGGCCCCAGGGUCCACCUACAACCCUGGCUCUGCUGAAUCAGAGAGCUUGGUCAAUGGGAACCACACAGCACAGCCUGCAACCCGGGCACCCUCAGCCUGUGCCAGCCACAGUUCUCUGGUGAGCUCUAUUGAAAAGGACCUGCAGGAAAUCAUGGACUCAUUGGUGCUAGAGGAACCUGGAGCUGCCGGCAAGAAGCCUGCAGCGACAUCCCCGUUGUCGCCAAUGGCUAACGGCGGGCGCUACCUGUUGUCCCCUCCAACCAGCCCUGGUGCCAUGUCUGUGGGCUCUAGCUAUGAGAACACCUCUCCAGCCUUCUCUCCACUUUCCUCACCAGCCAGCAGUGGAAGCUGUGCUAGCCACUCACCAAGUGGGCAGGAACCAGGACCUUCUGUGCCCCCACUGGUGCCUGCCCGUUCCUCCAGCUACCAUUUGGCUCUGCAACCUCCACAGUCUCGCCCAAGUGGUUCCCGCUCCUCUGAAAGUCCCCGGCUGGGCAGAAAAGGGGGUCAUGAGAGACCUUCCAGCCCUGGUCUCCGAGGUCUUCUGACGGACAGUCCUGCAGCUACAGUUUUGGCUGAGGCCCGCAGAGCCACUGAGAGUCCCCGGCUAGGUGGGCCGUUGCCUGUGGUGGCUAUCAGCCUGAGUGAAUAUCCAUCUUCCGGUGCCCGAAGCCAACCCACCAGUAUUCCUGGCAGCCCCAAGUUCCAGUCUCCAGUGCCUGCUCCCCGAAACAAGAUCGGCACACUCCAGGACCGCCCUCCCAGUCCUUUCCGUGAGCCCCCAGGCGCAGAGCGGGUACUAACAACCAGCCCCUCUCGACAGCUGGUGGGCAGAACAUUUUCAGACGGGUCAGCAGCUCGUACACUCCAGCCACCUGAGAGUCCCCGCUUGGGCCGCCGGGGCCUGGACAGUAUGCGGGAACUGCCCCCAUUGAGUCCAUCUCUAUCUCGAAGGGCUCUGUCCCCACUGCCAGCCCGGACUGCCCCAGAUCCCAAGCUAAGCAGGGAAGUGGCAGAGAGCCCCCGGCCCCGGCGCUGGGCAGCCCAUGGGACUUCACCUGAGGACUUCUCCCUGACUCUAGGAGCACGGGGCCGCAGGACCCGGAGUCCCUCGCCUACACUCGGGGAGUCCCUGGCACCUCGCAAGGGCAGCUUCAGUGGCAGGCUGAGCCCAGCCUACAGUCUGGGCUCUCUCACUGGGGCUUCACCUCGUCAGAGCCCCCGUGCUCAAAGAAAGCUUUCCAGUGGGGACCUGCGGGUACCCAUCCCAAGGGAGAGGAAAAAUAGCAUCACAGAGAUCAGUGACAACGAGGACGAUCUCCUGGAGUACCACCGUAGGCAGCGCCAAGAGCGGCUCCGGGAGCAGGAGAUGGAGAGGCUGGAACGCCAGCGUCUGGAGACUAUCCUGAACCUGUGUGCUGAGUACAGCCGAGCCGACGGGGGACCUGAGACUGGGGAGUUGCCCAGUAUUGGAGAGGCCACAGCAGCGCUGGCAUUGGCAGGCAGGAGGCCCUCAAGAGGCUUGGCAGGAGCCAUAGUAGUCUCUGGAAGGAGCGGCGAGGAAUCUGGAGGUGCUUCCCAGCGCCUGUGGGAGAGCAUGGAGCGCUCUGAUGAAGAGAAUCUCAAAGAAGAAUGCAGCAGCACUGAGAGCACUCAGCAGGAGCAUGAAGAUGCUCCUGGCUCAAAGCUCCAAGGAGAAGUGCUGGCUGUGGAAGAAGAGCGGGCUCAGGUUCUGGGGCGUGUAGAACAGCUGAAGGUCCGAGUGAAGGAACUGGAACAGCAGCUGCAGGAGGCAGCCCGAGAGGCUGAAAUGGAGAGGGCACUGCUGCAGGGGGAGAGGGAGGCGGAGCGAGCGCUGCUGCAGAAGGAACAAAGGGCAGUGGACCAGCUGCAGGAGAAGUUGGUGGCCUUGGAGACAGGCAUCCAGAAGGAGAGGGACAAGGAGAGGGCGGAGCUGGCCGCGGGACGGAGGCACCUGGAGGCCCGCCAGGCGCUCUACGCCGAGCUCCAGACGCAGCUCGAUAACUGCCCCGAGUCAGUGCGGGAACAGUUACAGGAGCAGCUGAGAAGGGAGGCAGACGCUCUAGAGACUGAGACAAAGCUCUUUGAGGACCUGGAGUUCCAGCAGCUGGAGCGCGAGAGUCGCGUGGAGGAGGAGCGGGAGCUGGCCGGCCAGGGGCUGCUCCGGAGCAAGGCAGAGUUACUGCGCAGCGUGAGCAAGAGGAAGGAGCGCCUAGCUGUACUGGACAGUCAGGCUGGGCAGAUCCGGGCCCAAGCAGUACAGGAGUCAGAGCGUCUGGCCCGGGAAAAGAAUGCCGCCCUGCAGCUACUGCAGAAGGAGAAGGAGAAGCUGACCCUGCUUGAGAGGAGAUAUCAUUCGCUCACAGGUGGCAGGCCUUUCCCGAAGACCCCUUCCACCCUCAAAGAGGCUCAGCUUCUCAUCUCCGAGGCCUCAGAGACAGGACUGGAGACCAAAGCUCUGGGCCAGUCCCCAAGGUCUUCUGAGGCUGGGGCCUCCUCUGUUCCCUUAACCCCUCCUGCUUCCACUCAGCUCUGUCCCAAAGCACAAGAGUACGUGACGCUUGAGCAGCUAAGAGUGAUGUGGGGCACCCCACCCAUGCCCCCAAGCCCAUCGCCAGGCCUGCCUUCCUGGGCUUCUGCCUCCCAGGACUUGGUUCCCAUCACCCGUCUUCCUCCCAUGCUGCCCUCUUCCUUCGCUUCCAUCACGCCUUCGUCUAAGAUGGAGAAGCUGCUGCUCCCCGCUGUAGACUUAGAGCAGUGGUACCAGGAGUUGAUGGCCGGGCUGGGGACUGGCCUGGCUGCAGCCUCCCCUCGCUCCUCUCCCCCGCCUCUGCCUGCCAAAGCUUCCCGUCAGCUGCAGGUUUACCGCUCCAAGAUGGAUGGUGAUGCGGCCAGCCCCCUGCCCAGGACCCGUAGCGGCCCUCUCCCCUCCUCCUCAGGCUCCUCAUCCUCUUCUUCACAGCUCAGUGUGGCUACCCUGGGCCGUAGUCCUUCCCCAAAGAGUGCUCUGCUCUCCCAGAAUGGCACCAGUAGCCUUCCUCGAAACCUGGCAGCCACGCUGCAGGACAUUGAGACCAAGCGCCAGCUGGCCCUACAGCAAAAGGUCGAGUUACCUCCUGCCGAGCCCCUCCCACCCGAAGACCCAGCAGGACACCAGGUGAUUGAGGAGCAACGGCGGCGACUGGCGGAACUGAAGCAGAAGGCAGCAGCAGAGGCUCAGUGCCAGUGGGAUGCCUUGCAUGGUGCAGCGCCUUUUCCAGCAGGCCCCUCUGGCUUCCCUGCACUCAUGCAUCAUUCUAUCCUGCAUCACCUGCCAGCUGGCAGGGAGCGUGGAGAGGAGGGCGAACACGCUUAUGACACCCUGAGCCUGGAGAGUUCAGACAGCAUGGAGACCAGCAUCUCUACAGGGGGCAACUCCGCCUGCUCCCCUGACACCAUGUCCAGCGCCAGUGGUCUGGACAUGGGCAAGAUUGAGGAAAUGGAGAAGAUGCUAAAGGAAGCUCACGCCGAGAAGAGCCGGCUCAUGGAGUCCAGGGUGAGGCUGACUGGAGCCAGGAGGCAGCAGGUGGAGCGGGAGAUGGAGCUAAGGAGGCAGGCCCUGGAGGAGGAGCGGCGGCGGCGGGAGCAAGUAGAGAGGAGGCUGCAGAGUGAGAGCGCCCGCAGGCAGCAGCUGGUGGAGAAAGAAGUCAAGCUCCGGGAAAAGCAGUUCUCCCAGGCACGGCCUCUUACACGUUAUCUUCCCAACCGGAAGGAGGACUUUGACCUGAAGACCCACAUAGAGUCAUCAGGCCACGGGGUGGACACCUGCCUACAUGUGGUGCUUAGCAGCAAGGUCUGCCGUGGCUACCUGAUCAAGAUGGGUGGCAAGAUUAAAUCAUGGAAGAAGCGCUGGUUUGUCUUUGAUCGGCUGAAGCGCACCCUUUCCUAUUACGUGGACAAACAUGAGACGAAGCUGAAGGGGGUCAUCUACUUCCAGGCCAUUGAAGAAGUGUACUAUGACCACCUGCGCAGUGCAGCCAAGAGUCCGAAUCCGGCCCUCACCUUCUGUGUGAAGACCCAUGACCGGCUGUACUACAUGGUGGCCCCAUCUGCAGAGGCCAUGCGCAUCUGGAUGGAUGUCAUCGUCACGGGAGCUGAGGGCUACACUCAAUUCAUGAACUAACUACCAUGCACCUCCUGGGAUUCCCAGGUCAGCCCCAGAACUCUGUGCCCUGCCACCUGCUGCUCUGCUUGUCCCCGGAGACAGUGGCACAUUGGGCAUGGGCCGCAAAGGAUCAGGAUGUAGUUGAGUACCCCAGGGCUUUUGUGCAAGAAGACAAAUUGUUUUAUCAGGAGUUUGGUGCUUGGGAAUCGGGCUCUGGUCCCUAAAGAGCCAGCAGAGAGGAAAGGAAGAGGGAGAGGCCUUCGGUACUGGGAGUCCAGAAGUUCAGGUUCCCUCCUGGGUCCAGCAGGCUGAAGAGGCUGCUGAGCUGCGCUCUUGGCUCUGUCCUGGCACCCACCCACCCCAGCUUGCUUUCUCUUUGUAAAGGACAAAUUAUGGUACCAGAAUCUGCCAAAGAUCCCCUUCUCAUCUCAUCCCCUCUGCAGGGGCUUGGGGGGGGGGUCCUAAGCAGAGCCACAUGCAGAUCUGGGGAGCAGCUCAGGCCUGCACAUCCCACCCCUGGUCUGCCACCUCCUUCUCUCACCUCCCACUUGUCAUUACUCAGCUCAAGGACCAGAGACCUCAAGUGUCAUUCUCGAGGUCCAGCCCCAUCGUCAUGUUACAAGCCCGUCAUCCUUGUCUCCAUGGUGAUUGCUUCAUCUCCAUGGUUACACACUAAUUGCCAUGGCCACUCUGUGGCUCUGCCCACUGCUUCUACUGUGGGCCACAUGAGGGUACGCCAUCAUCUCUCCAACCCAGGCCUGGGGGCAUGUCACAUGGUAGGAGGAGAUGGAAUUCCUCCCAGCUGCAGUGUCUCCAGCCCCCAGCCCAGCCCUCUCCCUUUUACUGUGCCUUGCUUAGAGCCAGAAGGGAUGACGUCCGGGGAUCCAAGACCAGAGGAACAGCAUCACUGAGGGGAGAGGAAGCUAAGAGGUCUGCCCUCCCAUUCUGACAGGACUAGUUCCCCAUAAGGAACAAGGGUAGCGCAGAGUACCUGGAAAGAAGCCUGAGUUGGGGGUGGGGCGGGCAGAAGCAGAGGCCCUGAGCUGUGGUAAUCUCCCUUCAGUUUCCCAAAGGGAUGGGAAAGCAGAAUGGAGGAUCAAGUCUCCAGCUGGCUGGCCUCAGCCUUGCGCCUUAACACUAAGCCACCUUCCCUGCCCUCCCCAGCACUGGGCCCUUAGUUGCUGGGCCUGGCUGGGUGUUUUGCAGUAUUUGUAAGCAUUUCAGCAGAAUAAUAAAAGCAUUUUGACUAUGUG